AUGAAUCUGGAGCAGUGGGGCUGGCUCGCGUACUACCCGCAGCUGCACCGCCUCCACACCAACGGGGCCAACUGCCUUCUCACCUCCUUCACCGUCAAGCUCCGAUAUCCUAGUACCUUUGUCUCGGCUGAGCUGCGCUACAACGACAACGUCCCAAGUGGCUUUGACGACGGCUCAACUGGGAAGCCCGGCGGGCUGGUGCCCCAGGGCGACCAGUUCUACUCGGUCAGCAGCAGCGACCCCACCUACACCUUCUACACCUUCUACACCACCGCCAGGCCCGGCCUGGCCCUGCCCUCGGUGGACUUCUACUGGCUCGUGCUCUCGCUCAAUCAACCUAUGGUGUCUGGGUGGACUGCGGGGCAGCCCAACUACAACGAGAGCAUCACAGUCGACAAAAUGUACUACCGCGCAUCUAAUGGCGAGACCCAGCACCUCAGCUCCCGCACGGGCAUGAUCAAGCUCUACGGCUGCUGUGAUGCCCCCUCGCCCUCGCCGUCGACGUCACCCUUCGCCCUGCCGGUGGCGAGUAGAUUCACCAACGGCCCGCCCGACGUCGAGGCCGUCUCCAUUCCGACCGCGCAGACCACGACGAGCGCCCAGUGCGCGGGCAACGUCAUCGUGGGCCUGUCGGGCACCCGCAUCGACUUCUCCUACUUCAUCCGCCUCGGCGGCGCCGGCAGCACGGAGACCAAUGUGACGACGGUGGCCUACAUCGUCGACAUGUCUACGGCCGCGCUUCUGGGCCAGGUCGACGUCUCGGCGCACAUGCCCACCGUGGCCAACGACACCUACACCCGAGUGACCGCCAGCAUCCCCACAUCAAGACUGGUGGCAUCUCGCUCCUACUGGCUACCGUUUUGCUUCACCUCCACCACGGAGACCACUCGCGGCUUGGCCGCGCGGCAGGAGGGCUCGAUCGGCAUGGGGGGCGUGGCGGCCAGCGGCGGCAAGACCACGGUGGGCUCGUGCUCAGGCGGCCCGUCGUGCAAGCCAGACCUCCAAACCGGCAGCCUGGCCACCGUGAUCUCAAGCUCCUCUACGACAAGUGACGGCGGUGACAGCGAUACGGUCGCGAUCGCGGCGGGCGUGGCGGUGCCUGUGGCGCUGGUGCUGGUGGGGUUGGUGGCGUGCCUGGUGGUAUACAUCGCCUACAAGCGGGCCAGGAGCCGACUGGAGCAGCUGCCGCCGGUGCGCCGGCGCAGCUCGGUGCGGAACACUUCGCUGGAGCGCGAGCUGCAGAGGGUGCAGGGGAACGACUUGUCUGAGACGAAACUCUCUGUCUCGGCGGAUCAGCACCACAAGCUCAACAGGCAGUCUUGGGUGAGCACUUGA
Molecule: messenger RNA, 1335 nt
Organism: Acanthamoeba castellanii str. Neff
Lineage: Eukaryota; Discosea; Longamoebia; Acanthamoebidae
Exons: 2
Coding region: 1-1335 (444 amino acids)
Source: RefSeq, a predicted model, not a curated record